This is a messenger RNA of Biomphalaria glabrata, 1068 nucleotides long. Its product is annotated as FMRFamide peptide receptor frpr-18-like. Gene Ontology annotation, cellular component: membrane. Lineage: Eukaryota; Metazoa; Mollusca; Gastropoda; Planorbidae. Bases 1 to 1068 code for a protein of 355 amino acids. The transcript has a single exon. Gene Ontology annotation, molecular function: G protein-coupled peptide receptor activity. The record is from RefSeq and is a predicted model, not a curated record. Gene Ontology annotation, biological process: G protein-coupled receptor signaling pathway.
AUGGAGCUCAUUUGUGAAACGAAUCAAACAUUGUGCCGCACUGUUGCCCCUGCGUCGACAGGUCUGUUAAGUGACUAUGCCACUUGGAUGUUUAAAAUUGUGAAUUACGUCGUACUCAGCAGCGCCAUCAGCAUCGUGGGUCUUGUCGCCAACAGCAUCAACAUCUGCGUGCUGGUCAAGCAGGGCUUCAGCAACUCUAUGAACAUCAGCUUCUUUGGCAUGGCGAUCUCGGACAUCGGCAGCCUGCUGACCCUGCUCUGGCUUAACGCGUGCUUGAGCCCUUUUAUAAAGAACUUUUUUAAUGAUAUACACUAUCUCUUCGGGGCCUGGCUUCAUGGAUGCUCAGCAAGGAUUACAGGCUGGAUAACUGUGUACGUUACCGUUGAACGGUAUCUGUCUAUAGCCAAACCGCUGAAGGUGAAAAAAUGGGUUACGCCGAAUAGGACUGUGGGUAUUGUUGUUACUAUUUAUAUUCUUAACCUCUUAACCCUCUUCCCAGAAGUGUCCACUGUAUACUUCGACUGGAAAAUGGUCACAGGUGAAAGCAAAAUUGUGAAUGGCGUUUACAUAGAAACAGAUGGACUGACUGUCGAGGGUUUGGUUUUCGCGGUACACGCGGCGCUAACAAUGAUGUCAUUCGUGGGGUUGGUCAUUUUCACAAUUGUUCUGGUAUCAAAAAUCAAGAAAAAAUCUCUCUGGCGCAAGUCGGCUACGUCCGACGAGUCGCAGCACGUGGCCAUGUCAAUGAGAGACCGGAAGACUGUUGUCCUGGUCAUCACGGUGGCCACCCUGCUCAUCGUCUGCUACAUACCCACGGUGACCUUCUCCAUCGUGACCAGCUGCGUCCCAGCAUUCAGUUUGCAAGGGAAAGAGUCGAACGUCUUCUACAUCGCCUGGUCCUUUGCUUUCAUCACCCACUCCAUCAACUCGAGUCUAAUAGUGCUGCUUUAUUACAAGAUGAGCUCUAGGUACAGGCAUACCUUUAAUCAGAUCAUUUCUGGAUGUCUUCGCUACAAGAGCAGUCCUAAGAACAUAGAUGGUAAACUGGAAGAUGUCACCAAAUUCUAA